CAUUGCAUUUUAAUAACCAGCCACUCCUCCUUUGAAAAUCAGCCUCUUCAAGUUCUCUGUCAGUCAGGCUAAAAAUCAUUAGAAAAAAUACAUGGAGAAGAGAAGAGUGGGAAUAGUAGGAUUUGGUAGUUUAGGUCAGUAUCUUUAUCAUGCUCUACAAGACUCUAAGGAUGAAUAUGAGAUUGCAUUUGUUUGGAAUAGAUCAGCUGAGAAAAUGAGAGGCAUUGUUCCACCUGAACUAAUCCUUAAUGAUCUCAAAUCUUGCCAUUCAAGAUCUCCACAUAUUAUCAUUGAAGUGGCUCAUCCAUCAAUAUCUGCUGAAUAUGGUCCAUUGUUCUUGCAAUCUGCUGAUUUCCUUAUUGGUUCACCUACUGCAUUGGCUGAUGAUGAAGUAAUGAAGAGGAUAAAGGGAGCAUGCACUGGACAUGCACUGUAUGUACCAGUUGGAGCUCUAUGGGGUGGACAUGAUAUACAGAGAAUGGCUGAUAGGGGAACACUAAAAGGGCUUAAGAUUACAAUGAAGAAACAUCCCUCCAUGUUAAAACUUGCUGGAUCUCUGCAUGAUAAACUGCAGCAAGUGAAAGAUGCUCCAACUUUACUGUAUGAAGGCCCAGUAAGGGAUUUGUGUCCUCUUGCUCCAUCGAAUGUCAACACUAUGGCAGCUGCAUCCAUUAUGGCUCAUAAUCUUGGAUUUGAUCAAGUUAUUGGAUGUCUUGUUGCUGAUCCCAGUCUCAAUUGCCAUGUGAUAGAGGUGGAAGUGCGAGGUCCAGGUAGCCUCGAUAAUCAUUUCAGUGUACAGACAGUCCGCUCUAAUCCAGCAGCCCCUGGAGCUGUCACUGGCAAGCAAACUCAUAUCUCAUUCCUCAGCAGUUUGCUUGCUGCACAAAGUCGUGGGCCAGGCAUUCACCUUUGUUAAACUCUUAUUAAUAAUAAGUGAUCUUUUAGUUUUUGAAAUUACAUUCAUUGUAAUAUUUUUCCUAUGUAGCUGUAUUUAGAUUUAAUUGUGACAAUAAUGGGCACAC
This is a messenger RNA of Amphimedon queenslandica, 1022 nucleotides long. RefSeq names its product putative L-aspartate dehydrogenase. NCBI's taxonomy places the organism in Eukaryota, Metazoa, Porifera, Demospongiae, Haplosclerida, Niphatidae. The transcript has 8 exons. Bases 92 to 916 code for a protein of 274 amino acids. Gene Ontology annotation, molecular function: L-aspartate dehydrogenase [NAD(P)+] activity; NADP binding. Gene Ontology annotation, biological process: NAD+ biosynthetic process. The record is from RefSeq and is a predicted model, not a curated record.